Messenger RNA from Thecamonas trahens ATCC 50062, 1737 nucleotides. RefSeq lists its product as uncharacterized. The record is from RefSeq and is a predicted model, not a curated record. Lineage: Eukaryota; Apusomonadida; Apusomonadidae. Bases 1 to 1737 code for a protein of 578 amino acids. Gene Ontology annotation, biological process: base-excision repair. Gene Ontology annotation, cellular component: nucleus. The transcript is spliced from 2 exons.
AUGUCUGCAUCCGCCCCAUACACAGUCGCCUUUGUCUCGCCUCCAGAUGCCGGUCCAUGGCCUGCCUCGGGCCUCCCGCACACGCCCUGGCUACCUCCCGCCGACCUCGGGGCUGGUCAUGGCCCGGGCCUGCUUGUCCUCGCUCUCGCCCGCCCGGCUCUUCUCACAGACGUCAUCGUCCGCAACUAUAACACGCCCUUUGUGGAGAUCAUGGUUGUUCAUGACGGAGAUGCACCGGCGAGUGCUGUGCUCGCUGCGGAUGGCAUCGAUCGGGCCAGCCUGUGGACGGUCGCCGCCCGCCCCGUCCUGCCUAUCAAGCAGCUCCUCCCGCCCGAUCCGCCGCACUCGAGCCUACCCAGCCCUCCGCCGCUGCCGUUGCCGCCGCCGCCGGCACCAGGCGUGCUCGCCACCAAAGUCUGGUCCUUUGGCUCCGGUGCACUUGCCGCCGGCCUGCUGGACACGCCCAUCUCACACCUGGUGGUCCGCAUCACCGCCCUCCGCCCGCGCCGCAUGGGCCUUGCCCGCAUCGACAUCUGCGUCCGUACUCCACCGCCGUCGGACAGGGCCCGUGCCCGCGGCGCAGCCGGCGGUCUCCUCCGCCUCGGCUCGCUCCUCGACGCCCCACCCCAGCCGCCGUCGCUGCCCAAGGCUGACGUCGACGCCGCGCUCAAGGACAUGCUUCGCCCUCUCGGCAAGUCCCAGCUCUCGUUCGACACUCCCGCUGCCGCAGCCUCGAUCCACCGCGCUCCAUUUGCCGGCGACCCCUCACUGAAGGCCUCACCGCUCGAAGGCCUCAUUCCGCUCCACAAGCGCAUGUCGUCACUCAAGCCGCCGCCCAGCUCGUCAUCGUUUGACGAGUGGCAGGCCGAUACGGCCGCCAUCAAGGCCGCCGCCGCCAAGGCUGCCAAGAUUGCCCGCGCCAAGGCCCGCCGUGCCGUUGCUGCCGCCUCCACCUUUGAGUUCAUCCCCAACUCGGCGGCCGCCACCAACACAAACCGCCGCGCCCCAUCAGCAGUCGCCACCCCGCGCGAGUCAGUCAUUGUCAACGACCGAUCGCCUGCUGCUUCCUCGCCGGCUCCCUCGGCUGCGGCCCCGCCGAACCCUCCAUCACGCAAGCGCAAGCGCACGCCGCCGCCGCCAACCACACUUGCCCACAUCACCUUUACCAUUUCUGGCAUCGCCAAUCCCGAGCGCGCCACCCUCCGCAGCCUCGCCGCCGCCAUGGGGGCCACAUACUCCGCAGCCUGGUCGGCAGCUUGCAAUUUGCUCAUCGCCGCACCUGGCUUUGAUCACGCCGCCAAGGUCAAGGCCGCUCGCGCCGCAGGCAAGCCGGUCGUCGGUCCCGACUGGCUCCACGACAGCUACGCGGCCCACGCGCCUGCGCCACUUCCCUCAACCGCCUCAGCCCCGGCAGCCCCGGCUGCGGCCCCAGCUACAACGUCGGCGUCGGGCUCGACGGAGGAGAUCGCCGACUACAACGCUGACACCGACGACAAUGAUGACGGCAUUGCCGAUGCCGGUGACGCAUGUGCCGCGUCGUCGGCGUCAUCGUCGUUGGCCCCUCUUCGCCGUGCUUCGUCGUCCGCCAUCGCUGCCGGCGUCCACGUUGUUGUCGUCGCCAAAGAAGCGCUGCCGCUUCCAGAGUCGCGAUCCCCCGGCACCGGGCCGACCUACGUCACGCCGGCCUGGGUCCAGCAGUGCGCUGACGCGGCCCAGCUCCUCCCGCCACCAUCCUGA